CAACAUCGUCGUCCAACUUACCGAACACUCGUUUGUUGAUCAAAUUAUACUUACCAGGCAAGGUACUAAUCUCUAUGAGAUCGCUGAACUACCUAAGUAUCUUGACUUUGUUCGCAGAUACCUCUAUGUUGAUCAUGAGCAUCUGUACAAGCCAUAACGGUCCCUUGUUUCCCCUAGUCCUGUUCCUGGUAGUCGAGCUGAAAGACUCUGGUGGCGAGGCUCGUCGAACUCAGCUCGCCAGACACUUCGAGGCCAGCGCCACAGAUCUAGUUCAUCGGCACUUCCGCUCGAGUAACUUACUGACCUCCAACAUGAACGACUAUAAAGAUUGUUUGUGCCCAGGUACACAAGCACUCAUCAGCAUCACUCACUGCCACCUUUUCCUCAACCUUCUACCACUCCUCGUUUACCAUGCAUCCGGUUCACGCUUUCGCGGCUUUGGCCUUGACAGGCUGCGCAGCUGCCCUGCCUCAAUCAAUUCCCCUCGACCAAGUUGCUGAGAUCCCCGCUGCGCCGAUCACGGAGACCCCGCUUGGUGAAGGUGCUGGUACCAAGGUGGUUCCGUAUGCUCCUGACGCCGUGAUUGCCGACACAUUUGCCUCAGUUCUUGCGGACCCUGCGUCUGCAGAUAAGACACUGAGGCGGAGAGAUUCGGACUGUUCAGCACAGCCUUUGGGAGCAGGGCCAGUUCCAAGCCCUGAUACCCCGGACGCUUUCCUGGCAUCGGAAGACUUUGCGACCGCAGCCAACGGUGCCUCCACCCCGGCUGGCUACAUCAACAAGUUCAAGAACCUGAAGGGCAGCAACAACGCCGUAGCGUAUCUUGGAUACAACACCCUGGAAACGUACGACACUCAAUCCUGUGCAGACGCUUGCACUGCCACGCAAGGAUGUUCCUCAUUCAACAUCUUCUACGAGAGGGACCCCUCCCAAGUUCCUGCCAGUUCUUGUUCCAACCCUGCCAGUACCACAGUCAUCAAGUGUGUGAAGUGGGGCAGCCCGAUCACCGCUGAGACAGCCGUCAACACUGGACAGUGGCGCAAUGACUUUCACGUAGUCAUUGCUGGAUCCAACGGCUAUGUCAGCGAGCGGGUGGUUGCUGUCGAUGGCUACAGCGGCGAGUCACUUGGUAGCGUCGCCAUCAAUGCUCCAAGAGACUGUAACGGCGAUGACACUUACAUGGGCUACAAGCUCUUCAACGAUGGUCAGCCAUUUGAACCCGCCCGUUGCGCUGCUGCAUGCGAGGCUGAGACCAAGUGGAACGUCGAGCACCUCGACAGCCGCAUGCUGUGCAAGUUCUUCAACACUUACGUCCUCAUGAAGAACGGCGAGCCACAAGGCCAGUACUGCUCGAUGUACACCCAGAAAUGGGAGAAGAAUGUCGCUGUCAAUGACGGCCAGUGGCGCGGAGACGAUCAUUACACGAUCGCAUCCAGCUAUUCCUACUCCAACACCACAGAUCCUGGAAAGCCUAAGCUUCCUUGCGACGUCGCUGCCGCAAAGUCUGCCAUCGUUGCCUCAUCUCUCCAGCCAUUCUGCUCCACCCUUCUUGGAUACACCACCCCGGUCUCGACUGUCAUCGCCACUGAGUUCACUACUGUGCCCGCUACCACUGUUGUCAACACCGUCUCUCCUGUUACUACACUCACGACGACAGUAACUCAGGCUCCUCAGAAGCGCGAGGUUGCCCCUGCCGACAGCCCGGCCACACCUGCCGCUCUUACCACAUUUGCUGCCAGCGCUGUCUCUGCAGCCUGCAGUCUCCAAGCUACGCCUGUUACAGAGACCGCUACCACUUCUACUACCACGACUGCGACCAUUAGUUCCGGCACUGUACUGACAACCACAACUCUGCCUGUCAGCACUACCAUCGUGACUUCGACAGUUGCACCAGCACCUACCUGCAUCUCUAAAGGCGUCAAUGUCAUUCAAAACGGUGGCUUCGAAAGCGGUAUGUCAUCUUGGACACAGACUGUCUACGGUGCCAAUACCCCACCAACGGCUUGGGGAGUGAUUGGCGGCGGCUCCAGUGGCGGCUCUUCCUACAGUGUGUCAGCUGGUAGCAAAGGAACCGGUACUAUCCUCUCCCAACAGCUCAGUGGCUUGAUCAAGGGUGUUACCUACAACUUCUCGUACAAGUAUCUCGCCACGGCCUCUCCAGCAAGCUCCAUCUCCUGCUCCAUUUCCAACGUAGGGACAUCUUCGCAGGCCGUUACAAGCGACGGGCGCGUUAACUCCUGGCUUGCUGGACCCCAGUAUGGAAACAGCUUUGUGGCCAAAGCUACUAGCGGACUGCUGGAGUGCUACUUUGUUGCACGCGGCUCUCAGUCAUGGCGCAUCGAUGAGAUGAACGUUAGUUGUUAG
Molecule: messenger RNA, 2364 nt
Organism: Boeremia exigua
Lineage: Eukaryota; Fungi; Ascomycota; Dothideomycetes; Pleosporales; Didymellaceae
Exons: 4
Coding region: 412-2364 (650 amino acids)
Molecular function (GO): hydrolase activity, acting on glycosyl bonds
Source: RefSeq, a predicted model, not a curated record